AUGGUGUCGGACAGCGACAAGUCUCUUUUCCAGCAGUUGAUCGAGGAAGCAGGCUGCCAUUUCGAGCAGAGCUGCGUUCGCAUCUCUGCAGCCCCGGGGUCGAUCCGGCAGAGGUUGGAGAAGAGGCUGGGAUACGACAGCAACGCGCAGGCAGACUUCAUGCAGGGCCUUGAGACCUUCGUCGAGGAUCCAGAGCACUUGAAGCUGAUGCUCCUUCCUGCCAGGCCCUCUCAGGAGCACUCGGGCCCACAGAGCCUCGACUGCCUGGUGAAGAUCUUGCUCGGGGUGUGGGCGGUUCAGCCAAGGCUGGUCCAGCUACUCUUCGACAAGAUCCCCGAGUACUUUGACAGCCAUGACAAGGAGCUAUCCUUCCGGGAGAGCGUGCCCCGGCUCAUCCUCUCCCAGCUGAAGUGGAUUGAGUCAGUUCACCCCGAGUCCGACCUGACGUCGAGGCUCCUGCAGCUCAUCGACAUCGCUCCCCUUGCCAUCCGGCUGGACGCCAUCAACAUCAUCCCAGAGAUCGUGAUGGACUGUGACCAUGCUGGCGUUGUGUCCAACCUGCACAAUGUCAUGCAGACAGAGCCCGAGUGUACCAACGCUGUCCUAGACGUGCUCUCGAACCUCAAUUUGGACAGCACCCUGCUGUUGGACGUUCAUGAUAAACUCAAGGAUUUGCUCCGAUCUGCUUCAAGCCACGACCUGCCAAUGGUUGUGCGAUAUCUGCUGCAAUCUACAACUCCAGAGUUUGCUAGAAGCACAGUGUCGGAGCUCAGGAGGCAGCUGAAUUCGGUUUCUGUCGUUCCAGUCAGUGGCAGCGUUCGAUUCUCUCAGACCGUCGAGGCCUCUCACAUGCAGCACGAGACUCUGAUAUUCGAGGCAAUCUCAACAGGUCUGAAGUUCCGCAAGUACAUCAUAGCCGCGCUCCUGUCAGAGAUCAAGUCGGUGACCCGGGCUGAGGACCACCAGCCGUUUGAUCUGUGGGCCCUGGUUGUCAUCCGAUCGUUGGUGGAGGAGAGGAGACAGAGUGAGAUCGAUCGAGUUUUCAAGAGCAGGGUCGAGCAAAAGCUGUUCACCCUCACUUUCGUCAAAGAGAGUGUGAACCAGUUUAAGCAUGCGUUGAAACCGCACUUCAAACAUGCAUGUCUCAUCGCUGACUCGCUGAUUCGUUCCCCUGAGUUUCACCUGGCCUCGUUCGGUGGGGAUCUGUACAUCACCUUGUUCCAUUGUUUCUCGGACGAGUACUCCCGCCAGGAGAUCCUCGGGAACAUUCUGACGCAUACUGGAGGCGGUAAUGAUGAUCAGAUUGACGUUGCUCUGGACGUUCUGCUCACCCUGUCCCAAUCGAGUUGCCAGGCUCUCCGGCCGUUCUCAGUCUUCAUCAAGGGAGUUCUCGAUUACCUGGAGAAUUUCAAAGACUCGCACAUCCGCAAGUUGUUUCGGAUCCUGAGCAUCUUGAGCAUAACAUCGGCUGACAACGAGGCCGCAAGGCUCGAUGAUGAGGUCUUCAUCCACAUCCGGAAGCUGCUGUCAAGUCCUCGAUCUCGCCUGAUGCAGCAUGGAGUCAUUGGCGCAGUUUCAGCGGUGAUGUCUCUCUCCAUGAUCAACAACGCACAGGCCGAUGAGGAGCACGCUAGCCAGCUAUCGACGAAGCGCUCGAGGACCGAUCAGGCUGUCAGUCUGCUUGAGACGGUCAAGGUGAACUGUGCCAGCUCCAGUCAUUCUGUCAUCUUCCUGUACGACGAGCUAGCGACCGCUUUGGACAAUGCUGAAAGACAGCAAGUAGCGGUGAAGGCGUCUACUCUAGAGUGGAUCAAUGAGAAUCUGACCAGCGAGCUCGAGGAGAAAUUUCUGGACGACGUUCCCGAGAACCUUGAGACAGAAGGCUUGAAGGCUCUGCAUCCCACGCUCCCUGUGGCACUCGAUUACAACCUAGACGGCAGUGACGCGCAAGUCUACCUCAAGCUCCUCCCGAUGCUCAACUCUAGGACUGCAGGAGACACCUCAGUACAGAAGAUGUGCGCGCUGCUGAGGCUGAUGCAGACGACUGAAAGAGCCUCCAACGACGGCAAACUCGGUGGGAUCGAUGCGCUCCUUGGCUGUCCGAUCUUGUUCUUCGAGGAGCAAGUGCUGGACAGCCUCGAAGACAAGACUGUGAGCGAGCGCAACCAGAUCGCCCUCCUCCUCUUCCACACCAGCAACUGGUUCAUCGAGCUGCUGAAUGCAUUCGGGUGCCAGGAGGAGGAGGAGAUGAGGUCCAAGUGCGCUACCAGGGCCAACCAGCUGCUGGAGAUGCUCGAGAAGUUGGAUGAGAUCCUCCGGAUCCACUCGCUGGUCCUGCCGAGGCUCGGGAGCUGCCCGCACGAGGUUUCCAACGGCCAUCAGAACGAGGGGAGGAAGCGUGAGAUGAACAAGGAGAACUUGAAGCCUGUCAAGGCGAAGAAGCAGAAGAAGACGAGUCAAGUCGAGGACGGGGAGGGGAGGGAGGGAGUGGUGCAGCUAUCAGCCGCAAGUUGCCUGACGGACCAGAUCUGUUCGAGUGUCGGGAACACUGCCGCGCACCAGAACAAGUCGAAGCUGCAGGUGGCCUCUACCUUCGGAUUCUUCACUGAGAUGCACAACCUGCGCGCCAUGUCGACCUCGUUCAGAGAGUUCGAGCUCGACGCCCUCAGCAUCCUCAACUCCCAGGGCGUUCUCCUCUCCCCCAAGGCCCUCCUCGCUGCUCUGCAGGAGCUCUGGUGUCAGCUGAAUCACGUGCUGGUAACCAAGAAGCACUCUCCCUUCUUCAAAGCUUCCAACGGUCACCUCAGGAUCAAGAGGAUCGAGCCUGGCUCUUACCUGGACCAGCUCGUGCAGCUCUGGCCAGCCAUGCGCUCCCUGUUCGUGAACCUGUCACAGCAACUUGGAGCCUCUGAGGAGACGAUGGACAUAGACAACGACGAAAUCUUGCUCAACACAACCGUGAUAGACUGCCUUUACAUGUUGAUCUCUAUCGUCAACAAGUGCAUCCAGUACUCCAUGGCCAACGGCCUCGGGGUCGAUCCCCUGCUUGCAAAGUUCAAGGAGUUUCCAGCAGGGCAGGGCGGGGAGGAGGCCUCGAACCAAGUUUCUGCCUUCAACUUCUUUGCAGAGCCAGUCAAGCAGUUCCCAACCUUCUCCCUGACCUCCUCCUGCGUGUUCCUCCUCUCCAACAUCGCGUCCUCGGGAGACAACGAGGUGCUCCGGGAGCAGGUCAGCGCUUUUGCCCUGUGGUGUCUCCGGCAGAAGUGGCCGGACGUGCCGCAGAAGCCAGCCGAGCGAGAGACCCUCUGCAACCUGCUCAAGGUGUACGUGAAGUUUUCCAGCUGCAGCCUCAGCUGCGUCUCGCUGAUCACCAAGGAGCUCCUGUACGAGAUCGACCCAAGUCACCGCAAGGGAGUGACUUACGUGGACGGAUACCCUUCGAUCACGUCGCAGAACUUCGUCAGCUUCUUUGCGAUCCUCAUGGAGACAAUGUGCUCGAUCUUCGCCAAGAUCGAAGAGGAGAACUCCGGCAAGAAGACGGAGCCUGACGGCUUCAUCCCGACGCUGACAACGGCGGUAGAGUGCUUUGUGCAGCUGGUGAACUUGACCAAGACCUGGGAGGACUCCAGUGUCCUCAUACACUGCCUCAAGUUCGGCAACAAGAUCGUCUCCUCCUUCAUCAGGCUCGUCCCGUCGUUGAACGCCUGCUUCAAACAGCAGCAAGACACCAUCCAGCCCCUCCUCAAGACUUUCCAGGUCCUCUUCCUCCCCUCCCAGCGCCCUCACUUGACCAGCCUCGCUCAGACCAGCACGCGAGUGCUCCAGCACAUCUGCGCGCACGGGAAGGUGCAGCAGGAGAAGAGGAUGGUCAAGAGCGUGCCCUACCUCAAGAAGAACCUGGAGAGGAUAAUCUUCAAGGUGAAGGCGAUGCUCGACAACCACGGCUGCCUCUCCGCCUUCUGGCUGGGGAACCUGAAGCAUCGGAACCUGCAAGGGGAGGAGGUCUGCAGUCAAGCUGUCGAGUCCUCGUCGGAUGAGGCGCAGGAGGAGGAGGCAGACGAGACAGGAGGAGACACGGAGUCGGCAGACGAGGAUGAGGAGGGGGAGGAUGGGGAAGGGGAGUGA
Guillardia theta CCMP2712 is the source of this 4125-nucleotide messenger RNA. RefSeq lists its product as hypothetical. Gene Ontology annotation, biological process: homologous chromosome pairing at meiosis; double-strand break repair involved in meiotic recombination; mitotic intra-S DNA damage checkpoint signaling. The coding region runs from base 1 to 4125 and encodes 1374 amino acids. Lineage: Eukaryota; Cryptophyceae; Pyrenomonadales; Geminigeraceae. The record is from RefSeq and is a predicted model, not a curated record. The transcript is spliced from 5 exons. Gene Ontology annotation, molecular function: DNA polymerase binding. Gene Ontology annotation, cellular component: nucleus; condensed chromosome.